UUCUCCUAGCCUUUUUCUUAAGUGCUAGCUUCUCCCUCCAUAAAAAGCCCUACCUUGCUCCACUCCCAAUCCCACAAAUUAAACUCUCAUUCUCAUUCCCAAAUCCCUCCCAAGCUCCCACCUUUCCCCUAUAUAUAUAUCCAUGGCCACCCCUUUCAUCCUCCUCCUUCUCCUCGCCGGAAUCUCUCCAUCCCUUGCUCAGUCCUGCCUCUCCGACACCUUCUCCGGAAACCAAAUCUACACCUCCUGCAGCACCCUUCCUUACCUCAACGCCACCAUCCACUGGAGUUAUCACCCAGACAACGCUACCAUCGACAUCGCCUACCGUGCUCCCAUCCCCUCCAACGGCUGGGUUGCAUGGGCUCUCAAUCCCACCGGCCAGGGCAUGAUCGGUGCUCAGUCUCUUAUCGCCUUCUCCGGCUCCGACGGAGCCUUGCUAGUGUACUCCACCGCCAUCUCUAGCUACACUCCUGAUAUCAAAGAUGGCAACUUGAGCUUCACGGUGUAUAGCAAGUCAGGGGAGUUAUUCAAUGAGACAAUGACCAUCUUUGCGACGUUGGAGUUGCCCGGGAAUAGCACCACUGUGAAUCAAGUUUGGCAGGCUGGACCAUUGAGCAAUGGCGUGCCGGCGCAGCACGCGACGACUGGUGACAAUAUUAAGUCGGCCGGGAGCAUUGAUUUUCUCUCAUGAGCCGAUGAUAAUUAGUAGUAGUAGUAGUGAUUUAUAUAUAUGGUUCUC
Messenger RNA from Dioscorea cayenensis subsp. rotundata (Guinea yam), 739 nucleotides. Its product is annotated as cytochrome b561 and DOMON domain-containing protein At5g48750-like. The transcript has a single exon. The record is from RefSeq and is a predicted model, not a curated record. Bases 143 to 691 code for a protein of 182 amino acids. Lineage: Eukaryota; Viridiplantae; Streptophyta; Magnoliopsida; Dioscoreales; Dioscoreaceae.